CUGUAGUUUACAGCAUCACCCAGUACAGUCCAGAUCUUCGGAGAACAAACUUGGUGAAACCUUUUUUGUAAAUAUUUGAACUGAGAGCUCUACAUGCUCCGUGCUCCCGUAAAUCACAGCUGUUUGGCCCUCCAGCUGCCAGUCAACAAGGUUGAACUGAAGGCGAUUCGCCUGGAGAAGAAUCACGAAGAUGACUUUCAAAGAGGGAUUUCGAAGAUUUUGGGAUGAUCUUCUGACUCCCAAGCUCGUUCUCAUGAAGAUCAUAUUUUUUUUCUUGUUAGGAGGUAUUGUGAUGCUCUGGCCACAAUUUACCAUUCACCAAGAGGCAAUCGGACUCACCAAAUACCAGACGGGCAUUAUAGGAACCGUGAUGUCCGCCGUCACCAUCGUGGUUCCGCUCCUCGCGGGCGUCAUCGGAGACAAACUGGGCGAUUACAAGUCUGCUCAUGUGAUGGAUCAACCUUUUUUACGGGUGGCGUUAAGAUCUCAACAGUGGUGCUGGGGGCCAUUCCUUUUCACGGUCGUGCCUCGGGCCGAGACCGCGACCUUUGGGUCUACUGAUAGUGAAGUGAGUUUGGGAGCUAAAACAAACGACAUGGUAUGCAAAACAACCGGUGCUGCAGGUGCCGACGGGCCAAGAGCAUGUGUAACAGAGGUACGAGUAGGCGUGGGAAGGUCGAGCUCAGCUACCGGGAGACGCGUGACCCCGAAGUCAGGUACUCCUGUGGCACGCUUAAGUAUGAUCUUCUACUUGUCAACGGGCAUCCACAUUCUGACUGGAGGAUUGAUGAUGUUUCUAAACGUGGAAUUCAAGAUGCCUGCUCAGUCGCUCUCCAAACAGCUCCUCAAGCACCUCGCCAAUGCGGAGGUUCUGAUGUUCCUGGGAGCCAUGCUGGCCGUCGGGGUGUGUAUUGGGUAUAUUGAGACCUUCAUGUACCGCUACCUGUCCGAGCUGGGUGCCUCUCCGUUCCUCAUCGGCCUCACGGUCACCGUCGGGGCUCCUAUCGAGCUCCCCUUUACCCUAGUCUCCUCCUCCUUGGUGGCCAAAGUAGGCCACGCGCCCGUCAUCAUGCUGGGGCUGUUGGCCUACUCAGUCAGGCUAUUGGGUUACAGCUUCCUGUCUAACCCGUGGUGGUCGUUGGUUUUGGAAGCACUCGAGGGUGUAGCAAAUGGACUCAUGUUCCCAGCAGGAAUUAUGUACUGCACUGUCCUCUUCUCUAUGGAGACCAUCACUUCUUCCAGAGGAUUAAUGGGCUUUACCUACUUUGGCAUUGGAAAACUCGUUGGCACCGUCGUCGGCACCGAGAUUCGAGAGUCGCUGGGCGAUGUUCAAACAUUCCGAUGGCUCUCGGGCGCUGCUCUUGUUGCGACCGUGUUAUAUUGCGUUGGGUUUGCAGCUCUAAAGAGGAAGAGUAGCAGGGCGGCCGCGGCUCCACAGCUGGCGCCACCGAACGGAAAGCGAGACCUGGGCGGCAUAGACAACCUGGCAAUGGAGUCCGGUUCCCAUUAA
Molecule: messenger RNA, 1510 nt
Organism: Penaeus monodon (black tiger shrimp)
Lineage: Eukaryota; Metazoa; Arthropoda; Malacostraca; Decapoda; Penaeidae
Exons: 9
Coding region: 191-1510 (439 amino acids)
Cellular component (GO): membrane
Source: RefSeq, a predicted model, not a curated record